GCAAUGGAACUUUUUCAUUUUUUAAUUUCUUUUCAUAUUCUUAUUUCCCUUGUUCGAUUAGUACACGAAACAACAAAAAGUCGCUGUUGAUUUCCAGAAUCAACUUCUUCCUGGAGAAAGGGUUCUUCAGUCUCUGUAAUUUGAAAUGCACAGGGUCAGGGUAGCCAGCUUUUACAUAAAGCUUCAACCUUGAACCAAGGCAAGCCUUCAGUUGCUCAAAAAAGUCAACUGGGCUGAACCAAGUGAGUGUUGUUUAAAGAGAGAAAUGAACUCCAACAUGCCUCAGCACCAAAUUGUGCAAUCCCCAGCUAGGCUAGGCCUGGCAAAUCCCACUUCACCAUCUCUUCAAAACCCUAAUCCUCCAAAACCCCCUUCACAGCAAUCCAAUGCAUCUUCGACUCUUAUCUCUCUUCUCCCACCCCUCCCUAGAGCACAGUCCCUUCUUGUCCAAAUGGCCUCUCUAGCCUCCAAGCUCUUUGAAGUCUCGCCUAAUCGGUCCCUCUGGCUCAAUGCAUUCCGUGGCUCGCUCCCAACCUUUCUGCCUUCCCAAAACCAAUCAGUGCCCAUAACCCCACUUGACUCCAAUCCUUCCUCCACCAAAGACAUUCUGUCCCAGUUCACAGUGCUUCAAACCCAACUCUUUCAGGCUGUUGCCGAGCUGCAGGAAAUUCUUGAUCUUCAGGACUCUAAGCUGAAAAUUGCACAGGAAAUCCGGUCCAAGGAUGCUGCACUUCUUGCCUUUUCCAAGAAACUCAAGGAUGCCGAGCAGAUUCUUGAUAACCUCGUUGAUGACUACUCUGACUAUCGCCGCCCCAAACGGCCAAAACUGGAGGAGGAUGAUGCAGAAGAUGAGGAAUCUUCAUGCGCUACUACUGUUACAUCUAAGUUGAAGUUAUCAGAUAUUUUGUCAUAUGCCCACCGGAUAAGCUACACAACCUUUGCACCGCCAGAUUUUGGUGCCGGGCAAGCUCCUCUUCGUGGGGCACUACCACCUGCACCACAGGAUGAGCAAAUGCGUGCUUCUCAGCUAUACCAUUUUGCAAACCUUGAUGUGGGAUUACCUAAGACAGUUGAGAGCGAGGAGAAAACAAUUGAAACAAUUAUUGAGCCCCCACCUCCACAACCAACAGAAUACAAUCAACAUGCUGGCAUGGUUCCAUUUCAGGGUAUACUUCCUCCAAAUUUCACAAUUCCGUCAGGUUGGAAGCCAGGAAUGCCUGUGGAAUUGCCAACUGAUUUACCUGUUCCCCCACCUGGAUGGAAGCCUGGGGACCCAGUGCCUUUGCCCCCAUUGGACAAUCUCCCCAUACCUUUACCCCCACAAACACGGACUAAUGCUCCUCAAGGAAUACAUAAACCACCAGAGACAAUACAGGUUCAGCACGUUCAGCUCGAUAUUCUGGAUCAAGACGAUGAUAGUAGUGAUUAUAGUAGCGACGAGGGAAGCUCUGAAGAUGAUGAUUGAUAGUAGUGUCUCAAAAAAAGGUGUAGAGAAUGAUUGGAGGUCGAUGCUAAGAGUGAACUUUAUCAGCUUAGAAUCAUCACAUAACACUUGAUAUGAGAUUUAUGUAUAUCUGUAAUUUCUAGAGUAGAGCUAGUUCUUUAGUAUGUAGUAUGUACGUAAGAGUUAAUAUCCCAACUCAAAUGCUGUUGUUGAUCUUGAGGUCUCUCCAUCAUUCGGUAGAGGACCUCAGGAGUUGUCAAGUUUGCAGUCAUGCGUUAUGAUAAACAAAUCCUCCAACUCUGAAAUUC
Messenger RNA from Rosa chinensis, 1752 nucleotides. Its product is annotated as mediator of RNA polymerase II transcription subunit 4. The transcript has 3 exons. The coding region runs from base 266 to 1465 and encodes 399 amino acids. The record is from RefSeq and is a predicted model, not a curated record. Lineage: Eukaryota; Viridiplantae; Streptophyta; Magnoliopsida; Rosales; Rosaceae. Gene Ontology annotation, biological process: regulation of transcription by RNA polymerase II. Gene Ontology annotation, molecular function: transcription coregulator activity. Gene Ontology annotation, cellular component: core mediator complex; mediator complex.